Oncorhynchus keta (chum salmon) is the source of this 4436-nucleotide messenger RNA. Its product is annotated as protein eyes shut homolog. Gene Ontology annotation, cellular component: plasma membrane; protein-containing complex. Gene Ontology annotation, molecular function: calcium ion binding. Gene Ontology annotation, biological process: establishment or maintenance of epithelial cell apical/basal polarity; heterophilic cell-cell adhesion. NCBI's taxonomy places the organism in Eukaryota, Metazoa, Chordata, Actinopteri, Salmoniformes, Salmonidae. The record is from RefSeq and is a predicted model, not a curated record.
GUCCUUCACCGAGGCUUCCGGUGUUGUCUCACAUGUCCAAAGAAAACAUUGUAGCUAUCCUUUUUAAAUUGGAAACAUAUGACUCCAUGUACUUUUGCAACUAACCAUCAUUCGAAGUGUGCUGCUGCAACAUGUUCAACUGAGGGCUGGCGUGUGACCUCUAUGACUGACUGCAGUCGGACUAAACCAGGCAUCACGUCUCAUUCCUGGAAAAAGGUUGGUGUGUUGCCAUGACGUUCAUCAAGCCUCCUUCAUUGGACCUCUGACUUUAUCAGACAGGAAUUCUCUUUUACCCUGAACAUUCCUCAAAUUAAAUGUCUUCAGGAAUGCUCUGAAGACCUGUACGAAAGCUCUGAAGACCUGUACGAAAGCUCUGAAGACCUGUACGAAAGCAAAUAGGGAAGCACCAAAAGGGAGAAACUUAAAAAUGCAGAGGCUUUCAUUUCACAUCAUCGCUGUCAUAAUAAGCUAUUUUCUCAAUGGCUGCAUAGUUGUUCACAGCCAGACAGUCUGCAACCGACCAGCCAAUCUGGAAUGGCACCUACAACCACAAACUGCUCAGGUGAAAUGGACACUCAUGGAAAACAUCUGUGAUAGUAUGGUCCAAUGUUGGGGUGAUCAAGAAAGGACAGAGACCCAAAAGUCAGAUGUUCCGCCAACUUGGAACUUACCUCAGAUUUGUCCUCUAGAGGUGCAGUUUGGCGUCAAGCUGUUUGUUUCUAUUGAUGCCACUCUGGAUUUAUACGGUAUCAGGAUCCUCAAUGUGUCAAAGGAGGACUUUGAAAGUUGUUCCACUGCACCACAGUCACAAGACCAGUUUCUCUGUUCCGAUGAUGUUAUGAACGCGUCUAGGCAGGUCCAACCUAAGUGGCUUCUCCCGGGCCUUCAUUAUUUCAUAGCUUCGCAUGAGGGGGAAUCACAGCUCUGCAAGCUGGGUCUUCGUCUCAACGUCUCUGUGAAGGAACAACAGUGUCGAAGCAGCCCACUAGUGCGACUCUGCUCCGGGAACGGUGUUUGUAGGACAAGCUUUUGGGAAGACGGAGCGUACCGCUGUCAGUGCCGCCAGCGUUACUCUGGAAAGUUCUGUGAGAAGUUUGAUGCGUGUUUGGAAAACCCAUGUGAGAACAAAGGAGUCUGUGUAAGCAAUGGUACGACAGCACAUCACGCAACAUAUAAGUGUUUGUGCCCUCCACAUUUUACAGGGGCUAACUGCUCUGAUGUGAUUGGACGAGAGAACUGCGAUAGAUUUUGUCGUAAUGGAACGUGUCUCCAAGUUUCACCUUUCUCCUUCAAAUGUGUGUGUUACACAGGAAACCCAGGUCCACCUUGUGGGACAUCGUGUGAUCCCAACCCAUGUAGGAACGGCGGAGAGUGUGAGGAGAGCUCCGGGAGCGCUGCUGGAUAUGCUUGUGCUUGUCUGGAGGGAUUCACGGGCCUCCGCUGUGACACCCCGUUAACAUCAAUUGCCUUUCAUACGAAUGUCAGCGGAAAAGGCGUGCUCCUCGGGGAACAUACCUCUCCUGAGUGUGCAGCCUCAGUCUGGCAGUGUUCAGAUGGCACCACAGGCCCACAGUGCAGGAGGCAGCGAGGCCCGUGCAGCCCUUCGCCCUGCCACAACAACGCCAGCUGUUUAGUCCAAGGAGAGGACUACGUCUGCAGGUGCCUGCCAGGGUUUUCCGGGAAGAGCUGUGAAGAGAUAAUAGACUACUGCAGUCUGCUCAGUGUCAACUGUCUGCACCAGGGACUGUGCCUCAGCGUAAUUGGUGGAUAUAAUUGUCUCUGUGCUCCUGGAUGGAUAGGGGAGUUCUGUCAGUAUGGAGGGAACGCCUGCCUGAUCUACCCAGACAGCUGUAUGAAUGGGGCCACCUGCAUCACCACAAGUCAACCUACGGCUCCCCCAGAGUACAGAUGUAUCUGCAGCCCUGGUUACACAGGUAAGGGAACACCCCACUGUGAGACAGAAAUGAACCAGUGUUUCUCCAACCCCUGUCUGCACAAUGGGACAUGCUUGGACUCUGUUGGCUUCUACAAAUGCAGGUGUCCACCAGGAUUUCUGGGCCAGAAGUGUGAGGUGGAUGUAGAUGCCUGUACCCUACCCAACACCACAUGCCCUAGAAACACACAUUGUCUGGAUCUGCCUGAUGGACUGAAGUACACAUGUUGCCUGCUGUGCCCACCGAACAUACAAUUGUUUGUCACCAGCUGCCUUUGUCCCAGAGGAUACAGCGGUAGCUACUGUGAGAUGGACGUUGAUAACUGCAUUGGACACCACUGCUCUGAGCACGGCGUAUGUCUAGACCAACAAUACAACUAUACUUGUCGCUGUGAGCUCGGGUUCCAGGGGAGCUACUGUGAGCAGGAGACGGAUGAGUGUAAGAGUUCCCCGUGUGUCAAUGGUGCCACCUGUGAGGAUGUCAUCGGAGGCUAUCAAUGCCACUGCCCCCCAGGGUUUGAAGGGAGAUGGUGCUCAGAGAAAGUUAAUGACUGCUGGUCAAGGCCUUGUUUGAAUGGAGGUUCCUGUAUGGAUCUGCUGAAUGGAUACAUCUGCCACUGUCCUUUUGGGUUUCAAGGGGAAGAUUGUUCCGUGGUUAUGGACCUCUGCUCACUAGGAACAUGCCAAGAACGCACGGUGACCUGCACUGAGACUGGGAAUGGACAGAACGUCACAUGUAUUUGUGAAAAAGGCUUUGGUGGGCCGUUCUGUGAGGUGAAUCUGAACGACUGCAAGUCGAUGCCGUGCCAGAACGGAGCUGUGUGUGUGGACGGUGUUGACCUGUAUCACUGCUUCUGUCCAGCUGGGUUUCAGGGGCUGAACUGUGAAAUCAACUAUGAUGAAUGUGUUUAUGGAUUCUGCGCCAACAAUUCCACUUGUGUUGACCUGGUUGCCGACUAUGGAUGCAUCUGCCCAGUGGGGUUUGUUGGUAAAAACUGCUCUACACCUGUUAUUGAAUGUGCGUCAGGAGAUAGGACAAAAUGCAGAAAUGGCGGCACCUGUUAUAUCUUUGCCGGAGUGGUUCACUGCACUUGUCCACCAGGAUGGGGAGCCGAUGACUGCUCUGCACCCGUGAACCAGUGUGUGUUGAAUCCCUGUGACCCGGAGGGGACCCUGUUCUGUGAAGAGCUGCCGAAUGGCUUCAAAUGCGUCUGCCAACAUGGGUACAUGGGGCGGCUGUGCGAAAUCCCCAUAAGUCAUUGCGUCGAUGGGCUGUGUCAUCGCGGAUCAAAGUGUGUGGAUCUACCGAGAGGAUUCAAGUGCCAUUGUUUACCCGGUUUAACGGGACAAUUCUGCGACGUGAACAUAGAUGACUGUGAAGAGAAGCCGUGUGGUGUUCUGAGUAUUUGCAAAGACACCGUCAACGGCUACAAUUGUUUCUGUGCACCUGGAUUCAUCGGUAAUAACUGUGAGGUGGAGGUAAACGAGUGUCUGAGCCAGCCCUGCCACAAUGGAGCUUCGUGCUCUGAUGAGCUCAACGCAUUCAGCUGCUUAUGCCCAAUCGGAGUCACAGGUGACUACUGUGAAAUCAACAUUGAUGAGUGUCUGUCAGGGCCAUGCAGACACAAUAGCACGUGUUUGGACCUGGCCAAUGGCUAUGAAUGUGUCUGUCUACCCGGCUUCACUGGCGCUGGGUGUGAGUUCGACAUUGACGAGUGUGCCUCUUCUCCCUGCAAGAACGGAGCCACUUGCAUUGACCAGCCUGGCAAUUACCACUGUCAGUGUGUGGCUCCAUUCAAAGGUAGGAACUGUGAGUUCCUCCCCUGUGAGGCCAACAACCCCUGUGAGAACGGUGCUGAGUGUGUAGAGGAACCUGAUCAGGUCCAUUUCCCUCUGGGUUUCCGCUGUCGCUGUCGACGUGGCUUCACAGGCCCCCGCUGUGAGAUCAACAUGGACGAAUGCAGCUCCAACCCCUGCCUUCACGGCUUCUGCUACGAUGUGGUAGAUGGGUUCUACUGCCUGUGCAACCCUGGCUAUGCUGGUGUGAGCUGUGAGCAGGACAUAGAUGACUGUGCCAGCAACAUGUGCAGCAACAACUCAACCUGCAGAGACCUCCACUUGACUUACGAGUGCCUCUGUGUCCCCGGAUGGGAGGGCGAGUUCUGCCAACAGGAAAUAGAUGAGUGUUCAUCACAGCCGUGCUUAAACAACGCCACCUGUACUGACCUCCUCAACAGCUACCAGUGUCUAUGCCCGCAGGGCUGGGUAGGUGUGGACUGCUCUGAGGAUGUGGAUGAGUGUGACUCUGGGCCCUGUCUGAACGGAGCUCAGUGUCAGGAGUCACCCCUACCUGGGGAGUUCAGCUGCUCCUGCCCCCCCUUCUUCAGUGGGCCCUUAUGCAACAUGCCCUUUGACCCCUGUGACCCUGCCCACGAUCCCUGCCUGCACAAUGCCACCUGCCUGACUCGUUCUGAUGGAACAGCAGCCUGCAGAUGCCGUCCCG